Messenger RNA from Macrosteles quadrilineatus (aster leafhopper), 729 nucleotides. RefSeq names its product ubiquitin-conjugating enzyme E2 L3-like. NCBI's taxonomy places the organism in Eukaryota, Metazoa, Arthropoda, Insecta, Hemiptera, Cicadellidae. The coding region runs from base 153 to 635 and encodes 160 amino acids. The transcript is spliced from 2 exons. The record is from RefSeq and is a predicted model, not a curated record.
UCACACAACGCCAAAGUAAACAUCCACUUUAAAUUCACCGUGAUAUUUUUACACUUUUCACUUCACAAAGGAAAUUUAACUACUCCUAAAUAGAUUGAAGAUAUUUCUAAGAUUUGUGCGCGUGUGAGUACUAUUGUGCAGAAACAUCCCAAAUGUCGUUUGCUAGAAGAUUGCACAAGGAGUUAGCUGAGCUGAGGGAUGCAGAUUUGCCCUACUUUACCAACAUACAAGUAGAUGACGCUAAUGUGCUCGUCUGGAGAGGACUUCUAGUACCAAAAGACCAACCCUACAACAAGGGAGCGUUUAUUGUAGAGUUUAACUUUCCGCCCGAGUACCCUUUCAAACCUCCACAGGUAACCUUCAAAACGAAAAUUUACCACCCUAACAUUGGUGAGGACGGCCAGAUAUGUCUACCCUUACUGAGUCCAGAUAACUGGAAGCCUUCCACAAAGGUGGACCAAGUUAUAGAAGCUCUGGUAGCCAUGGUAAACUGCCCUGAGCCCGAACACCCCAUUAGACCCCAGCUGGCCGAGGAGUUUGUCAAAAAUAAGAAAAAGUUUUUCAAAAUCGCGGAAGAGUUUACUGUGAAACACGCUGAGAAGAGGUCGAGGGCGUCUGUGUCGUCUACAAAAUAGUGUAAAUCGUGUAAUUACUCGUAGAGUUCCUAUGUCGUUCAUUGUAAUUUAUAUUUUAUCCUGACUAUAGUAAAUUAUAUAAAAAUUAGGAUUA